UCAUUGGCUGGCGAUCCACGAGCUGCGCGCCCUCUCCCUCCCUAUCCUGAACUCCAAACAGAUAACCCGCCCGCGAGUGCACUGCAACUCCCGCUCCACUGCCCCAUCCCUCCAUGGCGACUCCUCUGCCCACCGGCUCAUUCGCCGCCUGCACCCUCCAACCAAGGAUCCCGGCUCUGCAAUUGCAUGCUCCGAAGCCGAAUGCUGCGCCGGCGGCGGCUUGCGCUCCCGUCCGGCGGGCCAGCGGCCACCGUGCCGGCGCGACGAAGAGCAGCCUCUCCACCGUGUGCGAGCCACUGGGGCCCGACAGGCCCGUCUGGUUCCCCGGCAAAGCGCCUCCCCCGUGGCUCGACGGCAGCCUUCCGGGAGACUUUGGGUUUGAUCCUCUUGGACUAGGGUCGGAGCCGGAGUCGCUGCGGUGGUUCGCGCAGGCGGAGCUGAUGCACAGCCGGUGGGCGAUGGUGGCGGUGGCGGGCAUCCUGAUCCCGGACACCCUGCAGAAGUGGGGCUUCAUGGAGGAGUUCAACUGGUUCACCGCCGGCGAGCGCGAGUACUUCGCGGACCCGCUGACGCUCUUCGUGGUCCAGAUGGCGCUCAUGGGGUGGGCGGAGGGCCGGCGGUGGAUGGACUACCUCAACCCUGGCUCCGUCGACAUCGAGCCGCGCUUCCCCAACCGCAAGAACCCCACCCCCGACGUCGGGUACCCGGGCGGGCUGUGGUUCGACUGGGGAAACUGGGGCCGCGGCUCGCCGGAGCCCGUCAUGGUGCUCCGCACCAAGGAGAUCAAGAACGGCCGCCUCGCCAUGCUCGCCUUCGUCGGCUUCUGGUUCCAGGCCGUCUACACCGGCCAGGGCCCCCUCGACAACCUCUUCGCGCACCUCGCCGACCCCGGACACUGCAACAUCUUCUCGGCAUUCACGUCCCACUGAUCGCCAGAAAGACUGAAGCGGGCCACGGUGUUGCUAAAACAGAGGUUUUUGGGUUCCGGCGUAUAGUGUCAUCUAGGCUCUAGCCGUUGGAAUGUGAAUAUUACAGUUGCACCCAAAGAGGGGUUAAAAUGGGCAAAGAUGCUUACUACUCUGUACAAUGAAAUAGUAGUACUAGGCAAAACUACACUACUCUACCACAGGAACAGCAGAAUCGCACAUUUACACUUCUUUUA
Molecule: messenger RNA, 1162 nt
Organism: Lolium perenne
Lineage: Eukaryota; Viridiplantae; Streptophyta; Magnoliopsida; Poales; Poaceae
Product: photosystem I chlorophyll a/b-binding protein 6, chloroplastic
Biological process (GO): photosynthesis, light harvesting
Cellular component (GO): membrane
Source: RefSeq, a predicted model, not a curated record